Messenger RNA from Cyclocybe aegerita, 1008 nucleotides. The record is from the annotation of a GenBank genome assembly. NCBI's taxonomy places the organism in Eukaryota, Fungi, Basidiomycota, Agaricomycetes, Agaricales, Hemipholiotaceae.
AUGUUACCCCGCUCUCUCCGAUUCAUGAUCUCCGUGUUCAGGUUGAAAAAUUCCUCCGCGUUGUCCUUCUCUGUUCUCCUUCAGCUCUUUAAUCGAGGGUCAACAGGUCCUAUUCAGCCAGGUUCUAUCACGCUCUUCUGCUCCAGGCUUGAAACCUGGUUGACCAUUCGGAUACAGACGUACAACUACUUCCUUCGGUUUCCAAAUGACAAGCCCGCAAUUAAAUAUUUUGUUUCCUACGUUGUGCUCCUCGAAACCGUCGGCUGCGUGACCACGACGUGGAUGAUCUAUCAACCUUUAAUCCAAUAUUUCGGCCAAGAAAUUGCGGUUACACGAAUACCGGCUGGCCUUAUCGCUGAACCAGCGAUUGUGGUUGCAAUCUCUACACCUAUUCAAAUAUUCAUAGCUAGGCGCAUCAGGAUAUUUCAAGGCUCUCCCUGGGUCGCCCUAGCCAUCUGUUUCUUUUCCAUUAUCUCUUUUGCGGGCGGAAUCUGGGUAACAAUUGCAACGCAUAACACAAGGAUAUUUCUCCCUCGUGUACCGAUUGUCUUGUACGAAUCCGGCCUCGUGUGGAUGAUUUCUGCAACAGUAGCAGAUAUCUUAAUUACUCUUUCACUUUCGUGGAGCCUGUACAAGAGGAGGACGGGGUUUGGGACGACUGAUGCCGUGAUCGUUCGAAUAGUCGUGUUCACGGUUCAAACGGGGCUCACAUUAUCUCUUUCUGCCAUUGCAACCGUCGUCACUGCCAUCGUCCUACCCAUGACUAAAAAUUCGAUAACGUUUGUCUUCAAUGUGACGCUCAUGAAGCUUUAUGGGAAUUUCAUCCUCGCAACUCUGAACAAUCGGGAAAACUGGAACAAUGGACUUAUUACGCCGGAGUCUCAGAGUAUUCUGUUUCCUGAAACAGUACCAUCCAUCACAACUAAGCCUGUUACAUUGAUUCCAAUGUCUUUCGGAGUCAAGGACUAUCCCGUAUCUCCAGUAGGACUCGAAAGUCGUGAUAUCUAG